This is a messenger RNA of Penaeus chinensis, 2928 nucleotides long. RefSeq lists its product as uncharacterized. The transcript has 2 exons. Gene Ontology annotation, molecular function: protein binding. The record is from RefSeq and is a predicted model, not a curated record. Gene Ontology annotation, cellular component: plasma membrane. The coding region runs from base 1 to 2928 and encodes 975 amino acids. Lineage: Eukaryota; Metazoa; Arthropoda; Malacostraca; Decapoda; Penaeidae.
AUGGUUUGGAGUCACGGGCGUGUGGCGGCGGGGGCGGCGGUGGCGGGAGGAGCCGGAGCUGUAGCGGGCGCCGCAGUUUUAGCGGUUUUAGCGGCGGUAGCGGUUUUAGCGGCGGGGGGCGUGGGUGCCCUGAGCCCGUGCCCCGUCAGCGAGUACACCUGCGACAACCUGAGAUGCGUGCCCAAGAACCGCGUGUGUAACGGAAGAGACGACUGCGGCGACAAAUCGGACGAGAAACCCAACUGCACACCCUGCAACGUGACCUACUACGGCGAGGUCGGACGCAGCUACGAGAUCGACCUGAAGGAGUCGGAGAACCUGAAGAUCCCCUUCACGUGCGAGCUGACCUUCGUGGCUGCCGGAGACAUCUACGGCGACCUCGUGCAGAUCGUGUUCCGUGACCUUACCCUUGGCACGUUCAAGUCGCACCACGUGUGCGGGUGCCCCAAAGGCCACCUCAGCAUCGAGGAGAGUCACCGCGGCAAGAUCGGUGGCAACUGGUGCGGCGGAACGAACACGCACAACGUGUACUACAGCGAAACCGACACCGUCACCGUAACCGUCAAGGUUCCUCCGCCCGAGGAGGAAACGGACGGCGAGAAGAAAAUCAGACUGCGCCUCCUCUACAAGUUCCUGCUGAGCGCGGAGUCCAUCGUCAGGUACGGGCCCUGGAACAGCGCCAAGUACCUGGGCGUCCAUAAGCCCGACACCAUCUGCGACAGGGUCUUCAACUCGUGCGACCGACGCAAGUGUCGCGUGCAGUCGCCCAAUUACCCCGGACUCUACCCUCGAAAUCUGACCUGCCAGUACGUCAUCCGCCAGGACACGGUGCCCCACGGUCGCCACGCCCUCGUCAGCGUGGGUCAGGCCGAGAGAGGGCGCGUCCACAUCAAGCACACCGACGCCUCCUGCGACGACAACCUGCAGCUGUGGCUCGAUGAGGACUGCGAAGUCGUGGGCGACACGCUCAGCAUCUACGAGAUUCAGGGAGAAUCGCGCAAGCUCCUCAUGAAGUUCUGCGGCGGCGGGAAGGUCCCCCGCAUCACAGCCAGUGGGGCCGAGCUGCUGCUUGUCUUCCAGAGUUCCCCUUUUGACAACAUGUAUUUCGAUCCUUCCGUCAGCACUCAUCCAGGCUUCGAGCUCGACGUCGGCGUCGCCUUCGUUCCCAAAAAAUCCCUUCUGUAUGCAAACCAGAAGUGCGAGUUUGAAAUAUCGAGCUUCGAAGCUGCCCGCGGCCACUUCGAGAAUGUUGCUCACUCAUUGCCAAAGAAAAGCAACUGCUCCUACAAGUUCCGCGGGCGCCCGGACGAGGUCGUCUGGUUGUACUUCACGCGCCUCAAGGGAAUCGACACUCAGCCUCCUUCCAUAGACGGUAUACCCUGCCGGACUCGUGUCACACUGAUAGAAGGCGUCGAGGAAGAGGGUGAUAUAUUGGAGAACACCUGCGGACCGAUGGGGGUGCGAGUGUGCCACAGGGAACAGCUUGGCCCUGGACGCAACAGGACAAGACCUUGUGGAAGCACUGAGAGUUAUCUGACAAAAGGUUCGCACGUCACUCUCACCAUCCAUUAUGUGUUGCCGUCGACGGUCUCGAAUUUGCAGUUCCGGCUUCAUUACGAAUUCGUGUAUGCAGGCCCCCGAGCAGCUGCUCUGAAUCGCCCUGAACCCUGUGACAGACAGAUCAACAGUGAGCGUAGCAAGAAAGGGCUGUUGACGUCACCUGCCAACAACCUCCUCUACGGGAAAUUCGGGGCCACAAGUCUCAAGUGCAAAUAUCACCUGCAAGGCAAACCCAAUGAAGCUGUUAGGAUUACCUUCAUAUACUUCUAUGCUCAUAAUUCUUCGUGUCCGGGCCGGGACUCACCUUUACAGGCGUGUGGACGUCCUAAGGCCAUGGAAGGUCGAGGAGCAAGGCUAGAAGUGUCAGAGUGGCCGUGGCCGGGGGUGGAGCUUCCUCAGGCCUGCAUUUGCAAGGGCCUGUACCUUCCUGCAACCCUGCUGUCCUAUUCCGCCUCUGUUACCAUCACGUUCACCGUCAUUGGGAUGGAUGUUUUUGAUGACUUUUCACAUUUCAACUUUGAACUGGAAUAUGAAUUCGUGGAAGUGGAAGCAUGUGAAGAAGACCGCAUUGUGACGGGCGAGGCAGGCACUCUGAGCCUGGCACUGCGCCCUCCUCCAGGACCAUGUCGUGGGCACCCUUGGCUUCUUCAACCUGCCUCAAAUCACUUCCUGCUGGUGUCAGUGCCAGGUCGUGCAAUCAGAGGUGGCUUACAAGGUAUAGCACAUGGGCGGCUUGUAGCCACAGAAGAUCCCAUGCCUCCUGCAGAGUGCCAGAGUCCUGAACUUCAUGUCUAUCAGCCGGGAAAUCCGCGGCCCCUUACUGCUGUGUGUGUGUCUCCAGGCUCCGCGGAGACUGUGCACGUUUUCUCAGAAGGAUUUAACGAGCCCCUUUCAUUAGACUAUCUCGGAGAGGCUGCACGAUCCCUUGUUGUGGUCCUGCUGAGCCGACCUGCAUACCUCUCAGGCCAGUCUUCACAGCAGCAGCACAAAGCUGUGGAUGUGCAGUGGGUGGAGGCAGCACCAAGAUGGCUUGCAAACCGGUGUGCAACAGAAUGUCCUGCUGUGCAUGCUUGCAUCAGUGCCUCCCUCUUUUGUGAUGGAACGUGGCACUGUCCUUCGGGUGCCGACGAGGCUGUGGUGACAUGUCUCAUGGCUCUGUCACCUUGGCUCUGGCUGGCCUUCGGGCUGGCUGUCGGCUGCAUCUCCGUGCUCUCGAGCUGGUGGGGCUGGACUCUGUGGAAGUCCCGGCGCGGCCGCAGCUCCAUCGGCUGCAGCGAGGAGGUUCUCACACCCGGCCACCAUGAGUCGCCUCCGGAACCACCCGAGUAUCCUGACUGCAUCGACGUCGACUUCGAAACGACCGUCUGA